Molecule: messenger RNA, 432 nt
Organism: Sabethes cyaneus
Lineage: Eukaryota; Metazoa; Arthropoda; Insecta; Diptera; Culicidae
Product: mitochondrial import inner membrane translocase subunit Tim10B
Exons: 2
Coding region: 73-432 (119 amino acids)
Cellular component (GO): mitochondrial intermembrane space chaperone complex
Source: RefSeq, a predicted model, not a curated record
CAGCGGACAGCGGACAGCGGUCGAAAACGGAAAUUCUGAAACAUAAAAAUUUAGGUUUUUCAAUAGAAUAAUAUGGACUUGGAACUAAGAAACCUGAAAGAUUUUCUUGGAUUAUACAACAAGGUAACGGAGCUGUGCUUUACUGCCUGUGUAGAUAAUUUUUUCGGCCGUGACCUGUCGCCGGGUGAGAUUCGCUGUUCGGAAGCUUGCGUCGGCAAAUUUACCAAUGUGAACCAACGGUUAAUGCAGGUCUACGUUGGAGUGCAGGGUGCAAUCAACCAACGAAGAAUGGUAGAAUUUGAAGAGCAACAAGCUAAACUGCUGGAAGCGCAACGGCAGCAAGAAAGCAGCAGUGCUCCUCCCUCAACGGAAACGACCGGUAACGUGACACAGUUAGACGAUAAGUUGGACGGUGGUACCAGGGAUAACUGA